AGGAGACCGGUGGGACGCCGGCCGCUGGGCCGGGUGUUGGGGGGCGCGACCGGCACCAUGCCGGCCAAGCGCGGCCCGCGGGCAGCAGCCCCCAUGGCGGCGGAGGACGGGCUCCUGCUGCUGCAGAGCCAAGCGCUGGCCCAGGAGGAGGCGGCCAAGAUGAAGGGGGAGAUGGUCACCCGGUUCCUGAAGGACAAGCUGGCCAAGGAGGAGCACAGCAGUGCCCUGAACCUCCACAAGCUCCACACGCAGUGGCGGGCGGUGCUGCGGGAGACCAAGGACAAGGAGCUGCGCCAGGACAUCGAGAUCCUCAGCCAGACCUUUGCGCGGGUGAUGGACUGCAAGGACAGCGUCAUCGAGUCCCUGGUCACAGACCUGGAGGAGGCAGAGGAGCAGCGCGCACGGGCUCUGCGCAGCCACCUGCACAACGUUGACCGCCUAUUGCAGCUCCAGCGCUGCCGCCUGGUGUGCCUGGAGGAGGGGUACAGUGCCCAGCUGGAGGCCCUGGAGAUGGAGUUUGAGACAGAGAGGAGGACCAUCCUUGAGCAGCAUGAGCGAGAGAGCUGCUACCUGCGGGACGUGGCGCUGGCCGCAGAGCAAAAUUAUGCCAAGAAUGACCACGAGGCCACGCUGACUUUCCAGAGUGCCCGAGAUGACAUCAAAAACAAGAGCCUGCAGGAGAAGCAGUACAGCCGCAUGCAGCUGGGCGGGAAGGCGGAGGUGCUCUGGGAGCAGUUCCAACAGGCAAUGCAGAGCUACGCAGAGGCCACCGAGCACCAGAAGGUCGCUUUUGAGGUGCUGAAACAGAAGGAUGAGAAGAACUCCAAGGAGAUAGAGACACAGGCGACAAAGCUGCAGAAGCUGCAGGACUUGGUCACAGCUGCCAAGGGCCAGCUCGCAGCUCACCUCCGAGAGAGUGAAGAGCAGAACCAGCGUGCGCGGGAGGAGAAGGAAAGGGUCCUCAGGCAGCUCCAGGAGCUCAAGAGCGAGAUGAACCAGGCCAGGGCUAAGGCCCAUGGCAGCCUGGCCAGGCUUACCAUGCAGAGCAGCGCUGCCCUGACGGCACUGGUGCGGGUGGUGGAGAAGGCCCAGCGCAUUCUGCGGUUGGCCGAGAUGUGCCGCCGGCUGGAGACGGAGGAGGAGAAGGUGCUGCCUUUCUACCCUUCCUCGCUGGCCGAGGGGGAGCAGCAAGAUGCCCAGCGAGUCCUCGAGGAGACACCCAUGGAGCCCCUGGCCCAGGCCAUGCGGGACUACGUGGGGCUGGAGCGCUUCUGGCAGCGGUUCAACAAGGCGAAGCUGGAGGAGCAGGCGCUGCUGCGGGAGCGGGCAGCCCUGAGCCAGAGGAACCAGCGCCUGCGGGAGCUGCUCAGGCAGUACCUGGUGGGGAUCGCCAUCACCCAGGAGGUGCUCAGCGAGCUCAACCCUCUCCUCGCUGUCGAGCACAAGAGCUGCGUCACCAGGGACUUGCCCCGUGCCAGGGGUGGCUGUGCACAAGGUCAUCAGGGUGCUGCAUACCCCAACAGCCUCUUGGGAGGGGUCACCCACCCAGAUCCCAUCACCAGCUCCGCCAGCAGUGGCUGAGUGUCACCCUGUGGAUUGGGGCACCCAGCCUUGGGGCACUCACAGAGACUGCAGAGACCGCGACUGCCUGGAGGUACCAUAAAAGAGCUAAACU
This is a messenger RNA of Phalacrocorax carbo (great cormorant), 1675 nucleotides long. The record is from RefSeq and is a predicted model, not a curated record. NCBI's taxonomy places the organism in Eukaryota, Metazoa, Chordata, Aves, Suliformes, Phalacrocoracidae.